Messenger RNA from Chiroxiphia lanceolata (lance-tailed manakin), 1208 nucleotides. RefSeq names its product Wnt family member 10A (gene WNT10A). Bases 1 to 1167 code for a protein of 388 amino acids. Gene Ontology annotation, molecular function: cytokine activity; frizzled binding. Gene Ontology annotation, biological process: cell fate commitment; neuron differentiation; canonical Wnt signaling pathway. NCBI's taxonomy places the organism in Eukaryota, Metazoa, Chordata, Aves, Passeriformes, Pipridae. Gene Ontology annotation, cellular component: extracellular region. The transcript has 4 exons. The record is from RefSeq and is a predicted model, not a curated record.
AUGCGCCCGGCCCUGGCCCACGGACUCUGCUCGCUGCUGCUCAGCCUCUGGGUACCCAGCUCCUGCUCCAAUGAGAUCCUAGGCCUGAAGCUGCCAUCGGAGCCAGUGCUGAAUGCCAACACGGUGUGCCUGACCCUGCCGGGGCUAACGCGGCGGCAGCUGGAGGUGUGUGUGCGCCACCCUGACGUCACCGCCUCGGCCAUCCAGGGUAUCCAGAUUGCCAUCCAUGAGUGCCAGCACCAGUUCCGGGACCAGCGCUGGAACUGCUCCAGCCUUGAGACCAAGAACAAGAUUCCGUAUGAGAGCAUAAUUUUCAGCAGAGGCUUUCGAGAGAGCGCUUUUGCCUACGCCAUUGCUGCCGCUGGUGUGGUGCACGCUGUAUCCAAUGCCUGUGCCCUCGGGAAGCUGCAGGCCUGUGGCUGUGACCAGAAGCGCCGAGGUGAUGAGGAGGCUUUUCGGCGCAAGCUGCAUCGUCUCCAGUUGGAAGCCAUGAACCGUGGCAAAGGCAUGGUGCAUGGGGUGCACAUGGAACACAUGCCGGCAGAGACCCCCGGCCUCCAGGACUCCUGGGAAUGGGGAGGGUGCAGCCCUGACAUAGACUAUGGGGAGAAGUUUUCCAAGGAUUUCCUCGAUUCCCGGGAAACCUACAGGGACAUCCACUCUCGCAUGCGGCUGCACAACAACCGUGUGGGCCGGCAGGUGGUGAUGGACAACAUGAGGAGGAAGUGCAAAUGCCACGGUACCUCAGGGAGCUGCCAGCUGAAGACGUGCUGGCAGGUGACGCCCGAGUUUCGCCUGGUGGGGUCCCUGCUCAAGGACCGCUUCUAUGGGGCCACCCUCAUCCGACCUCACAACCGGAAUGCCGGGCAGCUGGAGCCAGGCCAUGCUCGGCAUCGCCGCCGGGCUGGCAUCAGCGAGCUGGUUUACUUUGAGAAGUCACCCGACUUCUGCGAGCGGGAACCAGCCCUGGACUCCUUGGGCACCCAAGGGCGCCUGUGCAACAAGACCAGCCCGGGCAUGGACAACUGUGAGAGCCUGUGCUGCGGCCGCGGGCACAACAUCCUGCGGCAGACACGCAGUGAGCGCUGCAACUGCAAGUUCCACUGGUGCUGCUUCGUGGCCUGCGAGGAAUGUCGUAUCACCGAGUGGGUCAGUGUCUGCAAGUAGCCAGGCAGGAAUGGGUGCCCACCCCAGGGUGCCAGGGACAA